CUCACUUUGGCGGUACUCCGCGUAAACCGUGCUUUUGGAUUUUCUUUUACUUCUCCUCGCUUUCCUCUGUCUGUUUGAAAAAGAAAAGAAGGCAGCAGAUUGAAAGCGAAGAAACCUCCGUUUACUCCCUCUUCUCUUGCAUUUCUCUUUCCCUUUUCACGCUUCUACUCUUUACUCUGCUCUACUUUACUCUUAUCUCACAAUCCUCUCUCUUUUUUAUCACCCAAACCCUAAUUUUACGAGGUGAAGAUUGCUCCACACUUGCCCAGAUCGUCUUCAAACUGAUUUUGGACGUUUUCUGAUUUCAAUAUUUCUCGAUUUAGUCUCAGAUCGCUUCUACUGCACUUCCACAAAAGUUGGGUGUGCAGUGUUAGUUCUGUGGCAUCAUCAAGAAGUUUCUGCCAGGCUUUCUUUUCAAUCAUGGCUGGUGAAUCCAAGGCAAACCUUUCCAAUGGCAAUGCCAAUAUACAGCCUGCUCCACAAAGAACUUAUCAAGUUGUUGUGGCUGCAACUAGGGAUAUGGGUAUCGGAAAGGAUGGCAAGCUACCAUGGAGGUUACCUUCUGAUCUCAAGUUCUUCAAGGAUGUUACUCUGACUACUUCUGAUUCUGGGAAAAAGAAUGCUGUUAUAAUGGGUAGAAAAACAUGGGAAAGUACGCUUGAGCAUCGACCUUUGCCUGGUCGACUUAAUGUUGUUCUGACUCGUUCUGGGAGUUUUGAUAUUGCUACUGCUGAGAAUGUUGUGAUGUGUGGAAGCCUGAGUUCUGCUUUGGAAUUAUUGGCUGCAUCUCCUUAUUGUCUGUCAAUUGAGAAAGUCUUUGUAAUAGGAGGUGGCCAAAUAUUAAGGGAAGCUCUCAAUGCACCUGGAUGUGAUGCUAUCCACAUUACAGAAAUUGAGACAAACAUUGAUUGCGAUACUUUUAUCCCAACAAUUGAUUCUACUGUCUUUCAACCUUGGUACUCAUCCUUUCCCAUGGUGGAAAACAGCAUACGAUAUUCCUUUGCAACAUAUGUUCGAGUGAGGAGUUCUGCAAUUGAAUCCCAUGGCCAAAAUAAUGGUCUGAGCCCUGAUAGUGGUUCAGAAAACAGUAAGCUUGAGGUAAAGAAGUUCUCUUUCCUUCCUAAGAUGGUUUUUGAGAGGCAUGAGGAGUUGUUGUAUCUUAGACUUGUUCAAGAUAUCAUCUCAGAUGGCAAUUUGAAGGAUGACAGAACUGGAACUGGUACUUUGUCAAAAUUUGGUUGCCAGAUGCGGUUCAAUCUUCGCAAAACUUUUCCACUUCUUACAACGAAGAAAGUAUUCUGGCGAGGGGUUGUCGAAGAACUCCUGUGGUUCAUUAGCGGUUCAACGAAUGCCAAGGUCCUUCAGGAUAAGGGCAUUCAUAUAUGGGAUGGCAAUGCAUCCAGAGAUUACCUUGAUAAUAUUGGGUUGAAGGACAGAGAGGAGGGUGACUUGGGACCUGUUUAUGGAUUCCAGUGGAGACACUUCGGAGCUAGGUAUACUAACAUGCAUGCUGACUACACUGGCCAAGGAUUUGAUCAGUUGUUAGAUGUUAUCGACAAGAUCAAGAAUAAUCCAGAUGAUCGCCGGAUUAUACUUUCAGCUUGGAAUCCUUCUGAUCUCAAAUUGAUGGCACUCCCUUGCCACAUGUUUGCUCAAUUCUAUGUAGCCAAUGGGGAAUUGUCCUGUCAAAUGUAUCAGCGAUCUGCUGACAUGGGCCUGGGUGUGCCAUUCAACAUUGCAUCUUAUGCCCUCCUUACAUGCAUGAUUGCUCACGUUUGUAAUCUUGCUCCGGGUGAUUUUGUCCAUGUGUUUGGGGAUGCUCAUGUUUAUAGCACUCAUGUUAGGCCUCUCCAGGAACAGCUUCAAAAACUGCCAAAACCGUUUCCGAUUUUGAAGAUUAAUCCUGAGAAGAAGAACAUAGAUUCUUUUAUGGCAGCUGAUUUCAAAUUGAUAGGUUAUGAUCCUCACCACAAAAUUGAAAUGAAAAUGGCAGUGUAAACCUCCUUUAAACGUUAGUGAACUCAAACAUUCUGGUUUGUCCUAGGCAAUAUUUGCUUGUAGUUUGAGGCAGGCACAACUAUUCAAGGCUUACCUUGUUCGGUGUUGGCAAGUAAAAUAAAAAUUUGGUAGUUGAAUAUACCUAUUUAGUGAGAAUCCUUUAGUUCCGCAGAGUUGGUGGUUCUAAGGUGAUUUAGGAUGUCAGUAUUUUCUUGCUGUACAAGCUUCAUUUUCCAUUAUCGCUUGGGAAAUAUCACUUUAUUACCACAAUUGCUAUAGUAUUGUUUUUGGAAUGGAUUGGAAUUUGGACCGGUGAACUUUCAUAUAUGACAGUAUUCUGUUUUAUUUCA
This is a messenger RNA of Hevea brasiliensis (rubber tree), 2348 nucleotides long. RefSeq names its product bifunctional dihydrofolate reductase-thymidylate synthase. Gene Ontology annotation, molecular function: dihydrofolate reductase activity; thymidylate synthase activity. The record is from RefSeq and is a predicted model, not a curated record. Gene Ontology annotation, cellular component: mitochondrion; cytosol. NCBI's taxonomy places the organism in Eukaryota, Viridiplantae, Streptophyta, Magnoliopsida, Malpighiales, Euphorbiaceae. Gene Ontology annotation, biological process: dTMP biosynthetic process; one-carbon metabolic process; tetrahydrofolate biosynthetic process.